Messenger RNA from Heterocephalus glaber (naked mole-rat), 1986 nucleotides. RefSeq names its product ArfGAP with dual PH domains 1 (gene Adap1). The record is from RefSeq and is marked provisional. Gene Ontology annotation, biological process: positive regulation of GTPase activity. Gene Ontology annotation, cellular component: cytoplasm; plasma membrane; intracellular membrane-bounded organelle. NCBI's taxonomy places the organism in Eukaryota, Metazoa, Chordata, Mammalia, Rodentia, Bathyergidae. Gene Ontology annotation, molecular function: phosphatidylinositol-3,4,5-trisphosphate binding; GTPase activator activity; phosphatidylinositol bisphosphate binding.
CACGAGCCCGGGCCGGCUCGGCACCGCGGUCAUGGCCAAGGAGCGGCGCAGGGCGGUGCAGGAGCUGCUGCGGCGGCCGGGGAACUCACGCUGUGCCGACUGCGGCGCCCCAGACCCCGACUGGGCAUCCUACACCCUGGGGGUGUUCAUCUGCCUGAGCUGCUCUGGAAUCCAUCGGAGUAUUCCCCAGGUCAGCAAGGUGAAGUCGGUCCGCUUGGACGCCUGGGAUGAGGCCCAAGUGGAGUUCAUGGCCUCCCAUGGGAACGAAGCUGCCAGGGCCACAUUUGAGUCCAAAGUGCCGUCUUUCUACUACCGGCCCGCGUCCUCCGACUGCCAGCUCCUGCGAGAGCAGUGGGUCCGUGCCAAGUAUGAGCGGCAGGAGUUCAUCCUCCCUGAGAAGCAGGAGCCCUACUCUGCAGGGUACCGCGAGGGCCUUCUCUGGAAGCGAGGCCGGGACAACGGGCAGUUUUUAAGCCGAAAGUUUGUGCUGACGGAGCGAGAAGGGGCCCUGAAGUAUUUCAACAAAAAUGACGCCAAGGAGCCCAAGGCCAUCAUGAAGAUCGAGCACCUGAAUGCAACCUUCCAGCCAGCUAAGAUCGGCCACCCCCAUGGCCUGCAGGUCACCUACCUGAAGGACAAUAGCACCCGCAACAUCUUUGUCUACCACGAGGAUGGGAAGGAGAUGGUGGACUGGUUCAAUGCGCUACGGGCUGCCCGCUUCCACUACCUGCAGGUGGCCUUUCCGGGGGCCAGCGACGUGGACCUGGUGCCGAAGCUAUCCCGAAACUACCUAAAGGAAGGCUACAUGGAGAAGACAGGGCCCAAGCAAACAGAAGGCUUCCGGAAGCGCUGGUUCACCAUGGAUGACCGCAGGCUCAUGUACUUCAAAGACCCCCUGGAUGCCUUCGCCCGAGGGGAGGUCUUCAUUGGCAGCAAGGAGAGCGGCUACACGGUGCUGGAAGGGCUCCCACCAUCCACCCAGGGGUACCACUGGCCGCACGGCAUCACUAUUGUCACACCCGAGCGCAAGUUCCUGUUCACCUGUGAGACGGAGGCAGGCCGGAGGGAGUGGGUGGAGGCCUUCCAGAAGGUGGUGGGCAGGCCCAUGCUACCCCAGGAGUACGCAGUGGAAGCCCACUUCAAGCAUAAGCCCUAGCAAGACGUCUGAGGCCCGAGGACCCUGGACUCAUGGGACUGGCUGUCAAGGAGGUGGCCAGUGGCCCCAGCCAGCCCUGCUCCUUGGAGCAGCAAAGCAUGGCCAGGUAGGGCCUGAGCUUCGGCCGCUAGGACGUGAGUCUGGAACCUCAUUGAAGGCGACCCCAGCCCCGUCAACACUGCAGCUGACCACACCUGGCUGACCCACACCCCUCCCUGCCCAGCCCCCAGCCAGGGCAGCCCCACUAACUCCGUGCUCCCAGCCCAGCCAGAGGUUACAUGAGGCCUCGGGAACAGACUCAGCUGGGCUGCUGAGGACGAGGGUCUGCCGCAUGCCUCCCUUCCCCUUCCCACCUCAACAAGUAUUUAUUGAGGGCCUGCUGCGUGUUGGUUACGGGUCCUCUGGGGAAUGUGUGCACACAGGCCCUGCCAGCUGGAGUCCCAGUGCUCCUGGGCACCUGGCCUGGGGCGGGAGGGCCUGUGCUUGGGCACUGGGUGCCCUGCUCAGUGCUCGGCCUGGCCAGUGACCCAUGCCCACCAGCCCUGGCCUUGCGAUCUUUGAGCCCCUGGGGCGGGGUGCCCCUGCAGUCCAGCUCCCCCAGCUGGGCCCUGCUUGCUGCUGGCAGGCCAGUAGUUAAAGCCACCCUGUAUUUAUUUCUCACCUGAUCUCUUUCUGUGCUGCAUCCUGGUCACCCAGGAUAGCCAGGGUGGAGCGUGCAGUGGGGACACGCCUGCCCACGGGAGCUGGGGGAAGUCUCCUGAGCUGGUGUUCUGCACCCACGUCGUGUCCUGGAAUAAACUGUGGCUCUGGCAUGGACCCUUCUGUGUGUA